Molecule: messenger RNA, 1478 nt
Organism: Zea mays
Lineage: Eukaryota; Viridiplantae; Streptophyta; Magnoliopsida; Poales; Poaceae
Product: anthranilate O-methyltransferase 1-like
Exons: 2
Coding region: 30-1193 (387 amino acids)
Molecular function (GO): methyltransferase activity
Source: RefSeq, a predicted model, not a curated record
UUAGCACGGUAUACGUACGUAGCGUAGCCAUGAAUGUAGAGCGCGAUCUCCAUAUGACCCGGGGCGACGGCGAACACAGCUACGCCUCUAACUCCAGGCUUCAGGAGAAGUCCAUACUGAAGACGAGGCCGGUGCUGCACAAGGCCGUCGUGGCAGCGGCUCACGCCUGCUUGUCGCUCUCCUCAGGACCCGGCGGCGCUAUGGUCGUUGCUGACCUCGGCUGCUCGUCGGGGCCCAACACUCUGCUCGUCGUCUCCGAGGUGAUCAAAGCGGUGGCCGACUGCUGCCGACACGAGCAGCAGCUGGCCGCCGGCGGCCAACCACAGCACGUGCAGUUUUUCCUCAACGACCUCCCCGGGAACGACUUCAACCUCGUCUUCCAGUCGCUGGAGCUGAUCAGGAAGCUGGCCGCCAAGGACGGGCUGGAGGAGCCGCUACUGCCGCCGUACUACGUCGCCGGGCUGCCGGGCUCCUUCUACACCCGGCUGUUCCCGGACCGCACCGUCCACCUCUUCCACUCCUCCUACUGCCUCAUGUGGCGCUCCAAGGUCCCCGACGAGCUCGCCGCUGGCGCCGUCCUCAACGAGGGCCACAUGUACAUCUGGGAGACCACGCCGCCGGCGGUGGUAGCCCUGUACAGGACGCAGUUCCAGGAGGACUUGUCGCUGUUCCUCAGGCUACGCCAUAGGGAGCUCGUGACCGGUGGCCACAUGGUGCUGACGCUCGUGGGCAGGAAGAGCAAGGACGUGCUCCGUGGCGAGCUCAGCUACACGUGGGGCCUCCUCGCGCAGGCUCUCCAGUCGCUUCUUAAAGAGGGCCGUGUGGAGAAGGAGAAGCUGGACUCCUUCAACCUGCCGUUCUACGCACCAUCUUUGGACGAGGUGAGGGACGUGAUCGCGCGGAGCCAGGCGUUCGACGUCACCCACUUCCAGCUCUUCGAUUCCAACUGGGAUCCACACGACGACGACGACGACGAUGACGCGGAGAUGAAGAUGGAAGAAGAAGACGCCGUCCAGAGCGGCGUCAACGUUGCCAUGUCCAUCAGGGCCGCGAUCGGGCCCCUCAUUGCCCGCCACUUCGGCGAGCACAUACUUGACGAUCUCUUCGAGCUGUAUGCCAAGAAUGUCGCGGUGCACCUCCAGAAAGUGAAGACCAGGUACCCUGUCAUCGUCGUUUCCCUCCAGGCGAAAUGAGCCGCGCGCCAAAUAAAGGACCAAGCUAGCAGAUGAAAAAUAAUAUUAAAUCUGGCGUCACCGCUACUACUAUAUGCACGCAGAAGUAUUAAUCAACCAAUCAGAAAAAUAAAGUGCCUCAGAGACUGUUAGUGGCAUAUCCAAUGUUUCCGUUAAUUAUAUGUACUGUAACGGUAAUGGUAAUCUUGGGUGGCAAAACAUGGGCUCUGGCUUUUCCUUGAAAAAAAUGCCACUACUAUUAAAUAUAAAAAAUCCGGUCUGUUUUUGAAACAGGCCGUAACUUGU